Molecule: messenger RNA, 2129 nt
Organism: Tripterygium wilfordii
Lineage: Eukaryota; Viridiplantae; Streptophyta; Magnoliopsida; Celastrales; Celastraceae
Product: plant intracellular Ras-group-related LRR protein 6
Exons: 21
Coding region: 103-1869 (588 amino acids)
Molecular function (GO): protein binding
Source: RefSeq, a predicted model, not a curated record
AGCAAUCUAGUCGUCGUCGAAGCUUGGAUUCGAAGACACCACGUCACGAACCGUUGGCUCUGUAAUUUGGAUCACCGAAUGCAGAUCUGAAGCAGAACUAGGAUGGAUAGAGUGCUCAAAGCAGCAAGAACCUCUGGUUCUCUCAACCUAUCAAAUCGCUCUCUCAGGGAUGUGCCAACUGAGGUGUACCAAAGUUUGGAUUCACUUCAGGAGGGUGAAAAGUGGUGGGAGGCUGUAGAGCUACAAAAGCUAAUUUUGGCUCACAAUGACAUUGAAUCAAUUAGGGAAGAUCUCAGAAAUUUACCUCAACUGGCUGUAUUGAAUGUUAGCCACAAUAAACUUUCUGAACUUCCAGCUGCCAUUGGCGAGCUUCCAAUGCUGAAAUCUUUAGAUGUGUCUUUCAAUUCAAUAGCACAAAUACCUGAGGAGAUUGGGGGAGCAACUGCUCUUGUCAAGUUUGAUUGUUCAAGCAAUCAGCUCAAGGAGCUCCCAAGCUCAAUUGGACAAUGUUUAGGUCUAGCUGAAUUCAAGGCAUCAAACAAUUCUAUCACCUGCUUGCCUGAAGACCUAGCUAACUGUUCCAAAUUGAUGAAACUGGAUGCGGAGGGGAACAAGUUGACUGGUCUAUCAGAGAAUUUGAUUGCAGCAUGGACUGUUCUUACAGAACUUAAUGCAUCAAGAAAUUUGCUGGGUAGCAUGCCCAACAACAUUGGGAGCCUUUCAAGACUCAUCCGCCUUGAGCUUCAUCAGAACAGAAUCUCAUCAAUCCCUCCGUCGAUAAUGGGUUGCAGUUCUCUCACAGAGUUUUACAUGGGGAAUAAUGCACUAUCAAUGUUACCAACUGAGAUAGGGGAACUUUCUUGCUUAGGGACAUUAGAUCUUCACUCAAACCAAUUAACUGAAUAUUCGGUGGAGGCAUGCAAACUACGACUUUCUGUCCUGGAUCUCUCAAAUAAUUCCUUAACUGGAUUGCCCCCAGAGAUUGGCAAGAUGACUACCUUGCGAAAACUUUUGCUUGUUGGCAAUCCAUUGCGCACUCUUCGUAGUUCAUUGGUAACUGGACCUACAACUGCUUUGCUGAAGUAUCUUCGAAGUAGACUUUCUGAAAGUGCAGAUUCAGAAGCGACCACUCCAUCAAAAGGGGAUAUGAUUGCAGCAGCAGCUCGAUUAUCUCUCAGCUCAAAGGUGUUGCUUUGUGAACUCUCUUUGGGAGGGCUAGGUUUGAUUACUUUCCCAUCACAAGUAUGGGAAUCAAGUGAAGUCACAAAAGUUGACCUUUCUAGGAAUUCCAUUCAAGAGCUUCCAGUUGAACUUUCCGCAUGUGUUUCCCUGAAGACUUUAAUUUUAUCCAGCAACAAGGUUAAAGAGUGGCCCGGUGCGAUUUUGAAGUCACUUCCGAGUCUUUCGUGUUUGAAGCUGGACAAUAAUCCAUUGAGCCAGAUUCCAUCAGAUGGGCUCCUAGCAGUUUCUAUGCUCCAAAUAUUGGAUCUAAGUUGUAAUGUCGGCUCAUUACCUGAGAAUCCAGCACUUUCAAGCUUACCACAUUUGCAGGAACUUUACUUGAGACGGAUGCAGCUACGUGAACUCCCAUCAGAGAUAUUGAGAUUACAGCAACUGCGGAUUCUUGACUUAAGCCAAAACUCCCUUCAAUCAAUUCCUGCGGAAUUCAAAAAUCUUUCUACUCUAACUGAGCUUGAUUUGUCUGACAAUAGUAUAUCAACACUUCCGGCAGAGCUGGGUUUGCUGGAACCCAGCCUGCAAGCUUUAAGACUUGAUGGAAAUCCGUUGAGAAGCAUUCGGAGGACGAUCUUGGAUAGAGGAACCCAAGCUGUCCUGAAAUAUCUGAGAGACAAAUUGCCAGAGCUGUAGUUCCUUUACCAUAUUUCUCACUUACAGGUUGGUCAGAGCAAGUUCUUCUCCAGCUUCAUAUGUCUUGGUAUUGAAAUCCUUGGAUCUUCUUGUUUGCAUGGUUGAGUUAUCAUCUCUGAACUAAGUGUAUGAGAGGCAUUUGCCAUUUUUGAUUCAAAUAUACUCCCUACGUGUUCAAGCUAUAUUGUUUGUAUCAUCAACAUAACAAAGCAUUAAAUUAUUUCUUGAGUGAGUGAUUUUCAUGAUUGCUCUGUUAUUUA